Molecule: messenger RNA, 3594 nt
Organism: Gasterosteus aculeatus aculeatus (three-spined stickleback)
Lineage: Eukaryota; Metazoa; Chordata; Actinopteri; Perciformes; Gasterosteidae
Product: far upstream element-binding protein 2
Biological process (GO): regulation of DNA-templated transcription
Molecular function (GO): RNA binding
Source: RefSeq, a predicted model, not a curated record
CACCGUCGUCGGCUCCGACGUUCACCCGUUAGUUUUCAUGACUUUCCUUCCUGCUGCCGCAGCAGCACCGACGGUUGUCUUUUUGCUGCCCUCUCACCAACCCUCGCCUUGUUCUCACCCGUCAACAUGUCGGAGUACAACGCGGCGACGUCGCCCGGAUCCGGGGACCCUUCGUGCGGACAAGCGGCUCUCGGGAACGGAGCAGGUGGCGCCAAUAAAGAUGCGUUCGCGGACGCGGUGCAGCGGGCCCGGCAGAUUGCAGCUAAAAUCGGGGGCGACUCCGGCCCCCCUAUGAACAACAACAAUAACACCGCAUCAGACGUCUUUGCAUUCACUGCACAGAAACGACAGCUGGAGGACGCAGACGAACCGGAGAGCAAGAAGCUGGCUGCAGAGAGCGACUUGGACUCGGCCAAUGCGUUGUCGAUUGGUUCCCAGCUAGCUGCUCUUGCACAACAAAGGCCCGCCUCGAGCACAGAGGAGUUCAGUGUGCCAGACAGCAUGGUGGGGCUGAUUAUUGGCCGCGGAGGUGAACAGAUCAACAAGAUUCAACAGGAGUCCGGUUGCAAGGUUCAGAUAGCGCCAGAUAGCGGAGGUCUUCCAGACCGGUGCGUCUCUCUCACAGGUUCCCAAGACUGCAUAGAGAAUGCCAAGAGGCUGUUGGAUGAGAUCGUGUCCCGAGGGAGGGGCACACCCCCUUCCUCUUUUCACGAGUCCACCAACGGGCAGAACGGCUCGGUGCAUGAGAUGAUGAUCCCCGCUGGCAAGGCUGGCCUCGUCAUCGGCAAGGGAGGGGAGACCAUCAAGCAGCUCCAGGAGCGCGCAGGCGUGAAGAUGAUCCUGAUCCAGGAUGCCUCUCAGGGACCCAACGUAGACAAGCCCCUGCGCAUUAUCGGAGAUCCUUACAAAGUCCAGCAAGCCGAGGAGAUGGUGCAGGAGAUUCUCAGAGAGCGAGACCACGGGGGCUUCACUGACAGAAACGACUUUGGCUCCCGAAUGGGAGGAGGCAUGGAUAUCCCCGUACCGAGACACUCGGUGGGUGUGGUCAUCGGGCGAAACGGAGAGAUGAUCAAGAAAAUCCAGAAUGACGCCGGCGUGAGGAUACAGUUCAAGCAAGACGACGGGACUAGUCCAGAGAAAAUCGCCCACGUCAGCGGCCCCCCUGAUCGCUGCGAGCACGCCGCCCAGAUCAUCAACGAGCUGCUGCAGAGCAUCAGGGUCAGGGAGGAGGGACAAGGGGGUCCCCCGGGUCCUCCGGGCAUGCCUGUGGGCAACCGGGGCCGAGGCGGGGGACAAGGCAGUUGGGGCCCCCCCGGGGGUGAGCUGACCUUCUCAAUUCCUGCCCACAAGUGUGGGCUCGUGAUUGGCCGAGGAGGAGAGAACGUCAAGUCCAUCAACCAGCAGACGGGGGCCUUUGUGGAAAUCUCUCGACAGCCGCCCCCCAACGGAGACCCCAACUUCAAGCUCUUCAUCAUCCGGGGCUCCCCGCAGCAGAUCGACCACGCCAAGCAGCUCAUCGAGGAGAAGAUCGAGGGACCUUUGUGUCACGUUGGCCCCGGACCGGGCGGACCAGGUCCUGCUGGUCCGAUGGGUCCCUACGCGGCCAACCCGUACAACCCCGGACCGCCCGGCGCCCCCGGAGCCUCACAUGGUGGUCCUCCGGGUCCUCAGCAGUACACCCCUCCGGGCUGGAGCAACACCUUCCAGCAGUGGCAGCCCCAGGCCCCCCAUGACCCCAGCAAGGCAGCAGCCAAUGACCCCAACGCAGCCUGGGCAGCCUACUACGCUCAGUACUACCAGCAGCCAUCGGGGGCCGUGGCGGCCCAGUACCCCGCCGACCCGGCUGGAAGUGCCCAAACUUCAGCGGACCAGAGCCAGCCUGCUCAUGUGCCGGGGGGCCAGCCGGACUACACCAAGGCCUGGGAGGAGUACUAUAAGAAGAUGGGCCAGGCGGGGGCCUCCGUGCCCGGGACGGCCGCUGCGGCGGCCCCAGGUGCCUCACCGGCAGCAGCAGGGGGGGCGGCGUCCACGGCGGGGGGGCAGCCGGACUACAGCGCCGCCUGGGCCGAGUACUACAAGCAGCAGGCCGCGUACUACGGGCAGACGGGACAGGCCCCCGGCCAGCAGUCCACCCCCCAGCAAGGACAGGCGCAGUGAGAGCUGGCGCCGGAAGGGAGAGGCUUCGGGACACGGGACGAGGACGACCAUCUGCAAGCUUGAGGGCCGGGAUCUUGCCUGUUUUCACUUUCUUGUGAUAAGACAAAAAAAAAAACAUCAGCCACACCACCGGGAUACUUUUUAAUAGAAAUAUGAACUGAACAAACGUUCUAGCGCUUUGCUGCUGAAGGGCGGGAGAAGGCUGAUAAUCCCUCCAUGACAGGUGCACAGCUUCUCAGCGCUUCUGCAUAUAUAUAUACAUAUACUAUAUAUAUAUAUAUAUAUAUAUACCAUUAUGAACAUGGAAGCCAUGAAACGUGUACUUUAUUACAGAGGGGUUGCCAACAAAGCUGUCUCAUUUUCCUUUUAUUAACUUCUUAAGACCCAUUUUUAUAACACCUCAUACCCUUGUGUUAUAUUUACUGAAUCGCACAUAGCUAUUAGGACUAUAAUCAUAUUGUGUAUCUGGUACAGGUUAGAAUACAUCCUUUUUAAAGCUUAUUUCAUUUGCUCAAUGUUGUGACUUAAUAUAUCCCCCCUCCCCAGCCUCAGCAUGGCGUUUCAGCACAGUUGGAUUAUUUUUGCUUUAGAUGAAUGCUGGAAAGUCCUUUGUACCAGUGAGCCUGUUUGACGAUGCACAAAUGAAAUCCCGCGUUUUUGUGAUUGGCGAAUGCAGGCUGAGUAAUAACAGCUGAAACGCCACCCGAUAAAGAGGGAGGGGUGAUCCGUCGCCUGUGACAAUGUCUUCGUUGGGGAGGCCGUGACCGCUGGCAGGUCCUGAAAGGUGGCAGGAGUUAUGGGGUAUUUGUUCGGCCCCUGGAUAAAAAUGGCUUCCCUUUAACGGCCCUCGCCAUGAAUAGCCACCACUGUGAGGACCCCGACGUGAAGCAGCACCAGUCUGGCUCGUGUGGUCAUGAUUUAACAAACUUUCUCCUCGCUUUAGUUCCCUUUGCAUCGUUACCGCACUCCAUCCGCUUCUCGGCUUCUUCUGUCUCUUGAAAAGUCCAUCCAGGAGAAUGAUGCUGUUUUUAUAUGAGUGAUCUCAUAUACGCGUUGUGACCUUUGUGCGGAGGUCCCGUUGUCACCAGGCUGUGACGUAGUUUCAUCUGGAAGUUGCACGUGGUUGCUUUUGUUAAUAUGCUUUGGUUUACUAGAAUGUGUUGAUCCUUUUUUUUCUUUCUUCCCAGAGUCAUUGUGUGCAGCAGAAUGAAAAUGUAGUCUUCCAGUGUGUCUCACUUGACGAUAUAUUGCAUACAUCCAUAUAUUCAGCAAUAUAAGGCUGUUGGUUUUGACUUCCGGAGAUGUAUCAGGUAUGAAUCUUGUCUUAUGAUUGGCAGCUGUGAGCCUGCCUUUGGCAGCAGUGUUGAUAUUGUUAAUAGACGACCACCAGCAGCAAUACUCUGAAUUAAAUCCAGGCAAAUGCCGAUUACUGUAAAA